AGUUAAUGUAAAGGGCGAGGUAGAAGCAUAAAGUUUCCAAACUGUCAUUUUAAAAAAGCGAAAUAACUUAAACUCGACCGGUGUUUCUCCCUGCAGUAUCUCGUCUGCUUGUUUCAGCCGUACAGGACUCCGUAAAAAUCUAUCAUGUGUCACUUAACUCCAACUCAAAGUGAAACUGAAAGUGAACCAGCUAGCGUGACGUUUGGCUAACAAACCGGUGACUGUGAGAGGAGGCACACGGAUCAGGUUCAGCUUCCCACAGGAGCUGACCCAUCAGUCAAAGGAAGAUGAAGGACGUGGCAGCAUGUGGAUUAUUCAUUCUUCUGUUCGAUGCAGUGCUGUGUGUGGCUCAGCGGGCCGAACUGGUGCUGCUGGAGUGUUCCAACUGUGGUGGACUGGUGGGUGUGUGGGCCUUUGGGGCAGUAAAGUGGGUCAUUCUCCGAGUGUUCACCUCCAUGCUGACUGAAGGAAAGCCAGAGGCUGUGCUCUCCAGGUUGGUAGCACUGCUCUCCCUUCUUUCUCCUGUGUUUGAAACUGGACGGAUGAUGAUGGCACCUCCCUCAGAGCCUUACAUCGGACCAUCUCAUGACCUCAACAUGCUGCUCCUGAGCCCAAUGUCCUCCACAUUGGCUUGUGUGGUUUGGGAACUGGGCCUCCGUGCUGAUAGAAAGAUGAAAAGGAGCAACAUUAAACUGGACUCCAGGCAGUUGCUUAUGAGGAUGCUGAACUACUUCAAACCAGACACCCUUUACAUUGUUGCAGCUUUCAGUUUCCUCAUCUUAGGUGUCGUCUGUGACACAUUUAUCCCAUUUUAUCAGGGGAAGGUAAUUGAUAUGCUAAGAGGUGGAGUACUUCAAACCAGCUUCUGUUAUGCAAUUGGACAACUGGCGCUUGUCUCUCUUGGAAGUGCUGUGUUCUCGGGCUUAAGAGGAGGCAUAUUUAUGUGCAGCCUGGCCCGACUGAACAAGAGACUGAAAGGUCUGCUGUUUCACACCUUGUUGCAGCAGGAAGUGAACUUCUUUGACAAGAACAAUUCUGGAAGUCUUUCCUCCCGCCUGGAGUCUGAUGUGGACAGGAUGGGCCGCACAGUAGCACUGAACGCCAACGCGAUGGUUCGCAGCACGGUCAAAACCUGCCUCAUGCUCGGGGUGAUGAUUCAGCUGUCCUGGGAGCUCACUUUGCUCACCUGCAUAGAGAUGCCACUGUUGGCCAUCUUGCAGAACAAAUACAACACUUUGUCCAUGGAGCUGAAAGAAAAGAUCCAGGACUGUCAAGCUAAGAACAAAGUUCUGGCCUCCCAGGCGGUCAAACUGGUUCAGACUGUCCGCAGAUUCAAGGCAGAAAAGGUUGAACUGAGGAAGUAUAACGAGGCUCUGGAGCAGAUGUGUGCUGUGAGGACACGUAAAGGAAUCUACAGUACAACCUUCUGCUUGAUGCGACGGCUGGUGAGUCUGGGGAUAAAGUUGCUCAUGCUGUCACAGGCCCGCAGUCUCAUCUCGUCGGGUCGCCUCACCACCGGGACUAUUGUGUCCUUUUUCUUGUACCAGAAGCCCAUGUCAAACAAUCUGAAGGAAAUUCUGUAUUGCUACGGAGACACGAUGUCCACGCUUGGGAUCAUCUCCAAAGUGUUCGGCUAUCUUGACAGGACGCCUGAGUGUAAAACGGCGGGCGAGUUAGCCCCUGCGGAGCUGGAGGGACGAAUUGUUUUCCAAAACGUCACCUUCACUUAUCCCUCUGCUCCAAAUGGAACACCAGCACUGAAGUCAGUUUCAAUGGAAAUUGAACCGGGGAAGAUGACAGCACUGGUGGGCCCUUCUGGCGGGGGAAAGUCCUCCUGUGUCAGCCUCCUGCUGAGGCUGUACGAACCUCAGGAGGGACAGAUCCUGCUGGACGGAGAACAACUGCACCAUUAUGAACACAAAUACUUCCAUCAAAAGAUGGCCCUGGUAUCCCAGAGUCCCGAGCUGUUUGCUGGUUCGCUGAGAUACAACAUUGAGUACGGCCUGAAGGACUGCACCAUCGAGAAGGUGAAAGAAGCUGUAGAGACGGCCAAAGCAAAUGACUUAAUCUCUCAGCUGGAGGAUUAUGACACAGAUAUAGUCAAAGACGGCAACAGACUUUCAAGUGGACAGCAGCACUGCAUCGCCAUCAUCAGAGCUCUGGUCCGAGACCCGCAGGUCGUCGUACUGGACGAGACUACCGGCAAAGUGGAUGCUGAAGUGUGGCAUUCUGUGCUGGAGGACCUUCUGUCUCGUGGUCGGACAGUCCUGGUGGUGGCUCAUAAGCUGAAGUCUGUGGAGAAGGCAGAUAAAAUUAUCUUCCUAGAGGAGGGAGAAGUCAUGGAGGAGGGGACGCACCAAGAUCUCCUGGCCAAGGGAGGGCGCUACUAUCAGUUCUGUCAAAACACUCAGUAAAUGUGGCUUUAAUGUUUCUGUGACUGUCUGUGAAUGAGUGUGUGGGUGACCGAAGUGUAGAAAUGUUCUCCCUGACCCGCCUGCCUCGUCAGGAUGAAAAGCCUCUCAAAACGUUUUAUUUCGUUUACCUCCUUAAAGUGUGUACGGUUUGAUGAGAGAUCUGAAACUCUAAUGCUAAGAAGGUAUUUUUAAAAUCCACUACUGGCACUCUAGCU
Molecule: messenger RNA, 2629 nt
Organism: Scatophagus argus
Lineage: Eukaryota; Metazoa; Chordata; Actinopteri; Scatophagidae
Gene: tap2t
Product: transporter associated with antigen processing, subunit type t, teleost specific
Exons: 12
Coding region: 288-2414 (708 amino acids)
Biological process (GO): transmembrane transport
Cellular component (GO): membrane
Molecular function (GO): ATP hydrolysis activity; ATP binding; ABC-type oligopeptide transporter activity
Source: RefSeq, a predicted model, not a curated record